AUCUCUUUUCUCUUGUUUUUAUAUUUAAUCUUCUUCUAGUUCUCAUCUUGACGCACCGAGACCGAUGAACUUGGUGGUUUAACACAUCUUCUAAUCUUAAUCUCAGCUCUUAAUUAGAUUACCAACAAUUAGAAACAAUUAUCGAUACCUCUAAUAAUUGUGAUUAACCUUUUCCACCCUUAAUUGUCAUUUGUUUCCAACAAUCCGGUCCAAUAACCAAUAAGCAUCGACGUUAAUUUUGAAAUGAUUUAACUGUUACUCUAAUCAUCACCAUCAUAAAUAGAUUGUCACUUAAUUGUACUUUUUACUUUCUCAUUCCAACAACAAUUUUCAAUUAAUUUACUUUCAAUUUGUGUGCUUCACUGUAAUUAUUUAAUCAUCACCUUAAUUAACUGUUAACAAGCUUAAUUAUGACAAAGAGCCAUUCUAGUAGUUCAUCUCAGAAUUUGGAAACUGAAUCAAAGGAAUAUCUUUUCAAAAUUCUGGUUAUCGGUGAUCUAGCAACCGGUAAAACAAGCUUCAUCCGUCGAUAUGUUCAUCAUCUAUUCAACAGUCACUAUAGAGCAACGAUCGGAGUUGAUUUCGCAUUAAAGGUCAUCCAAUGGGAUCCGAACACUUUAAUUAGGUUACAGUUAUGGGACAUCGCCGGUCAAGAGAGAUUCGGUUCCAUGACUCGAGUCUAUUAUAAAGACGCUGUCGGUGCCUUAAUUUGUUUCGAUGCCUCUAAAUUGCAAUCAUUUGAUGCGGUCAAGAAAUGGAAAGAGGAUUUAGAUUCAAAGGUGACCAUGGCCGAUGGAUCGCCGAUUCCCGCUGUUCUGGUCGCUAACAAAUGUGAUCUAACCAAACAUGAGAAAUUUAAUAAUCCAAGUUAUCUAGAUGAAUUCUGUCAAAUGAACGGUUUCAAUGGUUGGUACUUUACGAGUGCCAAGGAUAAUAUUAACAUCGAGGAAACAUCAUCGCUCUUAAUUUCAGAGAUUUUAUCGAAGGUUCGAUCUUCUGGUAAUCAAGGUCUCGACGCUGAUUGUUUGUCCCUUGACGGAACUUCGUAUAUUGAGGCUAAAAAAGCUCCGUGUGUGUGUCGGAUUUAAUUCGUGGAUUUUGUCGUAACAAUUAAACUAAUCGAACCUUCAACCCAAAUGGAUCUCAAAUUCAAUCAAUCAACUACGAAAGAAAAUAUCAUUACAUUUGCCCUUUUCUCAUCAUAAACAUCAAGCAAUCACAAUUUAGAGAGAAAAUCAACUUUAGAAUUGGAAUUGAUUUAAUUACAAUUAGUUUUCCUCAUACAAUCAAGACAGAAAUUUAAUCAUUACCUUUAAUUACUUAAUUACUUUUGACAUUCAACCGACAAUCCUAAUCAGAUGCUUUUGUAUUAUUCUGCUUUAUAUUAGCUUAACGUGUUAUUGAUUAACCGAUUAAUAAUUUGAUUUAGUUUUACAAUUGUAAUCAAUUGGAAACAAAUCAUUUCUUAAUUUACUUUAUUAAUUUUUAGACGUUUAAACUUUUUUGUUUGUUUACAAUUUUUAAUCAAUAACAUUAUCGAGCUUUUCCUAAAUCAUUAACUUUACUUUUCCCCCAAGUGAUUUAAUAAUUAAAUACAAAAGCAAUUGGUUAAUUUAGUCUUUCCAUCUAAUUGUCAUCAUUUGAAACAACCAACUUAUUGUAUUAACCAAACCAACGAUUAAAACAAUUGAGUAAUUGCAAUGAAAAACGAACCAGCAACAAUUAAACGAAACAAAA
Molecule: messenger RNA, 1737 nt
Organism: Panonychus citri (citrus red mite)
Lineage: Eukaryota; Metazoa; Arthropoda; Arachnida; Trombidiformes; Tetranychidae
Product: ras-related protein Rab-32-like
Exons: 4
Coding region: 411-1088 (225 amino acids)
Biological process (GO): vesicle-mediated transport
Cellular component (GO): Golgi apparatus; trans-Golgi network; vesicle
Molecular function (GO): GTP binding; GTPase activity
Source: RefSeq, a predicted model, not a curated record